This is a messenger RNA of Temnothorax curvispinosus, 1598 nucleotides long. RefSeq names its product caspase-1-like. NCBI's taxonomy places the organism in Eukaryota, Metazoa, Arthropoda, Insecta, Hymenoptera, Formicidae. Gene Ontology annotation, biological process: proteolysis; apoptotic process. The transcript has 3 exons. Gene Ontology annotation, cellular component: cytoplasm. Bases 166 to 834 code for a protein of 222 amino acids. The record is from RefSeq and is a predicted model, not a curated record.
CGUUUCAGGGUUCAGUACAGUUCAGUAUUAUUCAGCGUUAUCGAAGUGCUUGCUAAGCUUGGCUACGCUACGUAUUUUGUUCAGACAAAGUGACUGCACAAACUGCGCAGUGAGAGAUAGGCUCUUUCCCGCGAUCUGUGAGCUUAUUACGCGAAAAUUAACACCAUGUGCUCCACCGACAAUAACAGCAGCAUGAAUAACGGCAUGCAGCGCGACGACGUAGGCGACGCGUUUGGAUCGUUCGGCAGGAGCAGCACAGUUUCUCCUCUCAGUGUAGCACAAUUGGCACCUACUCAGCGUUAUGCCACAUACUAUAAUAUGAAUCAUUCCAAGCGUGGUGUAGCUCUCAUCUUCAAUCAUGAAUUUUUCACUGUCCCACAUCUUAAACCUCGCUGCGGUACAAAUGUCGAUUGUGAAAAUUUAACCCUCAACUUGAAAAAUCUUGGUUUUGAAGUGAACGACUUUCACAAUUUAACUCACAAAGAUGUAGUAAAACAAUUGGAAAGAGCUGCGGAAAUGGAUCAUUCUGAACAUGAUUGCUUGGUGAUAGCUGUGUUAAGUCACGGUGAACUUGGAUUGCUCUACGCUCAUGAUACUGCGUAUAAAGCGGAUUCUCUAUGGCAUUACUUCACUGCCGAUAAAUGCCAGAGUCUUGCUGGCAAACCUAAGCUAUUUUUUAUACAAGCUUGCCAGGGUGAUAAACUGGAUCCAGGUAUUAAUCUCAAAGAGCGUACUGAAACGGAUGGGCUUGUCUCAACAUUCCGCAUCCCUACUCAAGCGGACUUUCUUAUUGCCUACUCAACCAUUCCAGGUAUUGUCAUUUGCGCUAUCUGAACAUUAACCGUCCAUUGCCCUCGUUCAGCAAACGAAUGUCAGUACUCUCGUAUUAGUGCCAUGCUGCGCUAUAGUAUGUUUGUCACUGUAUUAGAGGUGUAGUUCCGAAUGACCCCUGCUCCUGAUUGACCUAAAGUUUUACACAUAAGUUGUUUUUGAUGUGAGGAAUAAAAUCCGCGUGGUCCCAACUUCGGGAAAUAAAAAAAAAUUUUUUAUGAUAGCAUUUAUCUCUCAAUUAUUGAGUUGGAGAUCUGUGUUUUUGCAUCAGUUCAUGAAUUUAGUUGGCUACAUAUUACAUAAGAUGACUCAUAAGUUAUUUUUAAAGUUUAGCCACAAUUUCGAUUUUUUUAAAAUAAUGUCAAAUGUUUCAUUGUGUACAGGGGUGUGUAUACAAUAUAUAUGAUCAGAUCGUACAUUAUACAUGGCACAAGAUCUGAUCAUAUAAGUUCAUAUAUGGUCAGACAUACAUAUUAUUAUGUGUAGCAGAUAUGACACUAUACAUAAUCGUAUCUGGCCUCACAUGGUCGUAUAUAAAGAAUGUUCGGCCAUGUAUUAUCAGAUAUAAUUAUAUGUGGCCAUACAUAACUAUAUCGGCACUGUAUAUGAUCAUAUAUGACAAGACACGAUGCUGUAUAUGAUUGUAUAUAUGUUUAUAUACGACCGGAAAUGAUAUGAAACAUGAUCAGAUCUGUCUAUAUAUGACCAGAUUGGGAUAUAAUGAUAUAAAAUGUCCGGUAAAAAUAUUCAUAUCUGACAGUAUAUGA